Scophthalmus maximus (turbot) is the source of this 2361-nucleotide messenger RNA. It is a transcript of the gene capns1a, whose product is annotated as calpain, small subunit 1 a. The record is from RefSeq and is a predicted model, not a curated record. The transcript has 11 exons. Bases 162 to 812 code for a protein of 216 amino acids. NCBI's taxonomy places the organism in Eukaryota, Metazoa, Chordata, Actinopteri, Pleuronectiformes, Scophthalmidae. Gene Ontology annotation, molecular function: calcium ion binding.
CUCCCGCACCUCACUUCCGCUCUACGGCGGCAGUGGCCCGGGGCCCGGGGCGUGUAUCCCGGGUCUCCUCCCUCAGCGCAGUGGAACUUGCGGAAGCGCAGCCUGACAUCCAGACGUCCGACCCCCGACUUCACGGAGCUGUUGUAUCACGCUGGUAGAAGAUGUUUUUUGCCAAGAGACUCAUCGGCGGCAUCCUUGAUGUCGUGGGCAACAUCGACCCAUCCCAGUUUGUGCCUUCUGAGCCUCCUCCACCACGUCGACCAGUUGCAUAUGCGGAGCACCAUGAAAGUGAUGAGGAGAAACAGUUCCGCAGAGUCUUCCAGCAACUCGCUGGAGACGACAUGGAAGUGAGCCCAUCUGAGCUGAUGAACAUCAUGAAUAAAAUCAUUUCAAAACAUGGAGAUCUGAGGACAGAUGGUUUCACCAUUGAGUCUUGCAGGAGCAUGGUGGCAGUCAUGGAUAGUGACAGCACUGGAAAACUGGGCUUCCAUGAGUUCAAACACCUCUGGAACAAUAUAAAGAAAUGGCAGGGAAUUUAUAAAUCCUACGACACAGAUGGCUCUGGUGUCAUUGGUGCAGAUGAGCUGCCCAACUCGUUCAGAGCUGCAGGUUACCCCCUCAAUGACGAGCUGUUCGAGAUGAUAAUUCGCAGAUACAGUGAUGAAAAUGGGAACAUGGAUUUUGAUAACUACAUUGGCUGCCUUGUGAGGCUGGAUGCCAUGUGCCGUGCCUUCAAAACCCUGGAUAAGGAUAACAAUGGGGCUAUCAAAGUCAACAUUCAGGAGUGGCUUCAGUUGACCAUGUACUCUUGAGUCCAGAUGAUGUCACUCCUGCUUGUUAUACGGAACCACUUUGUUUGUCUUCACUAGGCAUGUGCCGGUAUGAGAUUAAGACGGUAUGAUAACCUUGGCCAAAAAUGCAUUUGACGGCAAAUGUUAGUGGUUUCGGAACCGUGCCUUUUUAAUACCGUGGCUAACCUUGAAACCGGAAAGCGGCCCAUGCCUAGUCUUCACAGUACAAAAUACUUUAUCAACCACCCCUAUGCCCUCCUGUGUUAUUCAGUAAAAACCCCUGUGCUUGCAGGCGUAUUAAGAAUAUUAACGCAAUGCAAGUGUUGUAGGAUUCUUCACUGUUCUGUAAUACUCGCCAGAUGGAAUUGGAAAAAACAACAACAAACGUACAAACCUGCACUCACACUGGUCACAAAGCUGAGGAAGGAAGGAACAUUCACACCCUCUGUCAAAUCUGUCAAACUUGCUGAAAAAAACAGGAAAACCUACUACACACGCUCAUCACUGUAAAAAAAAAAGUUCCACAAGACACAUCCCAGGUUUACCUCCGGUGAGCCUUGUGGAACACGUUUUUGUAAGCUUGCUUGGCCAUGUAUUGUAGUAGAAGUAGCUACCAGCUGUUCUUCCUAAUUGGAUCCUUCUCAUUACUGUGGGUGCAGGUAGACAUCUCUUAUUGACAUCUCCAUCUUUCUGCUGUCGUCCGCGCCUGUUGGGGCUGGACAGUGUUUACCUGUAGCUUCAUAUUAGUACAUGGAAAUUAUUGACCUUAGCAAAGCUCCAUCCAACCUCCACCUUUGUACAAACCAGAGGUCACUCUAAAUGAGUGUUCAUUUAAACGUAUGACAAACAGCAAACUACGUGAGGUCACCAGAUCCCAUGUGUUAUUAAAUUGCCCCACCCUAACAACUGCAACAAUGCUGACAGGAGUGUUGGGGAAAAGGCUUUUAGCCGCUAUGAAGCCCGCUAUGUAAAACUAACUAUACAUUAAUUAUCUUACUGUUUGUUAAACCACUAUCAUAUUCAGAGUCUGAGUGAAACCGGGCCCACGGUGCAUCACAGUAACAGUGGUAUUGUGUCAGGAAUCCUGAUUCGUCCUACAGCCACUAGAAAAUCUAAACAAUGAAUAAAUCUCCAAAAUUCAAAACGUUCUUUAUUAGUUAAUAUUAAAAGUUGUUUGUGAAUGUUUAUAUUCAGUAUACUCAACUCUAUAUCUUCUCUGUAACAAUAAUGUACAGUAACAUCCUAAGACACUUGUAUUUGGGCAGGCUGAUAUUUUUGCUGUUGAAUAUUGAUGCUGUUCGUGCCAUAGCUUUCCCUCUGUCUCGGCUUACUGAUCACUUUAUCACUUCUCACUAUGUACUUAUUCAAAAUACUAACUAGCACGCUGUGUGAAUUUAUCAUAUAUAACUGAUGUGUAUGCCACCAAUGCAUGCAGCCAAUAGAAAGCAGGGAUUGUGAAGGGGUUUUUAAACAUGCAAUUGUAGCCACGGCCGUUUUACUGUUACUGAAAAUGUGUGGGAAAAUAAAUACCUGUGCCAUAUUUCAAAUAAAUGCUAUCUUAAAUUUGUCA